This is a messenger RNA of Sitodiplosis mosellana (orange wheat blossom midge), 2321 nucleotides long. RefSeq names its product protein MTO1 homolog, mitochondrial. The coding region runs from base 126 to 2144 and encodes 672 amino acids. Gene Ontology annotation, cellular component: cytosol. Gene Ontology annotation, molecular function: flavin adenine dinucleotide binding. Gene Ontology annotation, biological process: tRNA wobble uridine modification; tRNA methylation. The transcript has 8 exons. Lineage: Eukaryota; Metazoa; Arthropoda; Insecta; Diptera; Cecidomyiidae. The record is from RefSeq and is a predicted model, not a curated record.
UGGCAUUUCACAUGAUUUCAUAACCUCAAACUUUUUGUUAUCUUUCGUUCAAACGGGUGUUAUCGUUUGAAUUUGUUUUUAAAUUAUAAGCGACAAAUUAAAAUAUAGUGAGUUCCACAAACAAAAUGUUACGAUUAUCACAGUUAAAAAAUGCAGUUACGUUAAUAAGAAAAAAUAAUGCAAAAUAUUACGGGACUCAGUUAUCAUCGAUAAACCCACAUGAAAAGUAUGAUGUAAUUGUGAUUGGAGGCGGACACGCUGGGACCGAAGCAUGUUCGGCCGCCGCUCGAAUGGGUGCAAAAACCCUGCUAUUGACCCAUAAAUUCAAUACAAUCGGCGAAAUGUCGUGUAAUCCAUCGUUUGGUGGCAUUGGAAAGGGUCAUUUGAUGCGUGAAAUCGAUGCAUUGGAUGGAGUUUGUGCACGUUGCUGUGAUAUUUCUGGCGUUCAAUACAAGGUAUUAAAUCGAAGGAAAGGGCCAGCUGUUUGGGGACCACGAGCACAAAUCGACCGGAAAUUAUACAAACAAGCCGUACAGAAUGAACUUUUAAACACACCGAAUUUAGAUAUAUUUUGCACAUCGGUCGAAGAUCUGCUGUUAAACGAGACUGAUGUCAAAGAUGGAGACGCUUCCAAGGCAUUGAAGAGAUGCCACGGAGUUUUGCUAAAAGAUGGCACGAAAAUUACGGCGAGAGCUGUAAUCAUUACUACAGGCACAUUUUUGCGAGGCCAAAUCAAUAUUGGACUCGACAUUCGGCCGGCAGGAAGAAUUGGCGAUGAACCAGCCAUUGGUCUUGCACAGAGCUUAGAAGCAUUGAAAUUUCGAAUGGGUCGUCUGAAAACGGGAACACCGCCCAGAAUUAAGAAAGACACAAUUGAUUUCUCUAAAUUGAGUGAACAACUCGGAGAUUCGCCGCCCGUUCCAUUUUCUUUUAUGAACGAUCGGGUUUGGAUCGAUGCCAAAGAUCAGUUGCCGUGCCAUCUGACAUACACACCACCAUCGAUAAAUGAAAUUAUCACGAAAAAUCUCCAUGUCAAUUAUCAUGUCACACAAGAUGCGAAUGGCCCACGGUAUUGUCCAUCGAUUGAAUCGAAAAUUUUGCGAUUCGGCCAUAAAACACAUCAAAUUUGGUUAGAGCCAGAGGGUUUCGAUAGUGAUUUGAUUUAUCCGAAUGGAUUGUCAUGCACGCUACCAGAAGAGCUUCAGUGGCAAUUAGUUCGAUCGUUGCCUGGUCUUGAAAAUGCUCAAAUAACACGACCAGGAUAUGGAGUCACAUAUGAUUAUGUGGAUCCACGUGAAGUAUACGCAACAUUGGAAACGAAAAAGGUCAAUGGUCUGUUUCUAGCUGGUCAGAUCAAUGGGACGACCGGGUACGAAGAGGCUGCGAGCCAGGGAAUUCUUGCCGGUGCCAACGCUGCCGCUGUUGUUGCAAAUGAAGAGCCGCUUACAUUAAGCCGAACUGAAGCUUACAUUGGCGUACUAGUCGAUGAUUUGACACAGCUCGGAACGACCGAGCCGUACAGAAUGUUCACAAGCCGUGCUGAAUUCCGAUUACUCCUUCGACCAGAUAACGCAGAUUUUCGGCUCACGGAGAAGGGUUUCAAAAUGGGCCUUGUGUCGAAGAAACGAUACGAACACAUGUGCGAAUCAAGAGAGAGGAUGGAAAAGGCAAUCGCUGGGCUCAAGUCAAUUCGGAAAAGUACGACCGAAUGGCGCGAACAAUUGGGCAAUGAGAAAACGCGAUCACAAGCAUUCAGCAAAUCUGCAUAUGAUAUGCUUUCAUUCACCAGUGACAAUGUAGAAGUUCAACAAAUUGCAAAUCUGCAUCCGGAAAUAUUAGGCUGGGUGAAAGAUGAUCGGAUAGUCUGCGAUCGCAUCAAGAUUGAAGCAAUGUACGAGCAUGCAAUAGAGUUGCAGGCAAAAGCCAUAGAAGAGGUGCGUCAGGAUGAAGGACUCCUCAUUCCAAGUGAUAUUGACUAUUCAGCUGACUCAUUAAGCAUGUCAGCAGAGGAACGUGAAAAACUAGCGAGGAUAGAGCCGCAGACAAUUGCAGCAGCAAGCAGAAUACAAGGCAUAACACCGAGUACCAUUGUUCGGCUUUUGAGAUAUGUUAAGCGAAAAAAUCAAUACGCUGCAAGCUGUUGAUUGUGAUUAGCAGAAGCAAAUAUCAAUGUCAUUAUUUAAAAUAAUUAUUUAAUCGCACGUCCAGAGACGUGCAUCACGCGAAAGAAAAAAAUGUCUAGAGACGUUAAUUGGUUGAUGAUUUUUGUCGAUAAGAGAAAAAUUUGUGAAAUAAAUAAGUGGAAAGAAGAUUAUUUUUAA